GAAGGAAUGUGGUCAUCUUACAGGGGGAGACUGAAGAGAGUCCAACAGAAUGGGCAGGUACCAAUAGGUACUAAGAAGUACCAAUCUGCAUUAUUGGAGGGAAUUCUAAAUCUGAGAUCAUAGCUCCAUGUGAACGCCCCCAAAAGCCAGUGAAGAUUUUUUUUUUUUAAUCAAAAGAGCUACACAUCACGUCACAUUUGCACAUUCCUACGAGGUCAAUUUGAAGCAAGCCAUCUUACCUUUCUGAGCCUGCCUGCUGACUUGUGAAAAUGGAAUAAUACUUCUAAAGUACAAAGAAUAGCCAGGUGUCUUUAAACUAGAAGAAGCGCACAUUUCCUUCAGCGCGUAAUCAUAGUAGCGGGACCCUGGCUCCACUUUCUCCAGUCCCGGGGAUCCCCUUUGCUUACUUUAGUCCAUCCGCUUCCGCGUGCUCCAGAUUGUCUUCAGCCGCCGGUUAAAUUCCAACCGUGGGGAGCCCAAAGCGGUAGCUGUGACGACUUACUUUCUCCCUCUUGGGCUUUCCCCUCCACCUUCGGAGGCUAGAGGGCACCGAAAUUGCGGCUUCGGUUUUCCCCAGGAUCCCGCCGGGCCACCCCACACUUCAUCUCUGGGAACCAUGGCUUCUUCUGAGGUGGCACGGCAUAUGGUCUAUCAGUCUCUUGUGGGAAUCAAAGCAACUUGUGUCACCUCCCAACCAUGUAAAGAAGAAAGGAUAACAGACGAAGACCCUCGUUCUUUAACUAUAACCGGCCAUGUGGGUUUUGAAAGUUUGCCUGAUCAGUUGGUCAACAGGACCCUUCAGCAAGGGUUCUGUUUCAACAUUCUCUGUGUGGGGGAAACUGGAAUCGGAAAGUCGACCCUGAUAGACACGUUGUUUAACACUAAUUUUGAUCACUGCGGUUCCUCUCACUUUCACCCCAAUGUAAGACUUAAAGCCCAAACAUAUGAACUCCAGGAAAGCAAUGUCCGCUUGAAACUGACCAUCGUAAAUACAGUGGGAUUUGGAGACCAGAUAAAUAAAGAAGAUAGCUAUCGACCAAUAGUGGAUUACAUAGAUGCCCAAUUUGAGGCAUAUCUUCAAGAAGAAUUGAAGGUUAAACGUUCACUCUUUAACUACCGAGAUUCUCGAAUCCAUGUUUGCCUUUACUUUAUUGCACCUACAGGGCAUUCCCUUAAGGCUCUUGACUUGUUAACCAUGAAGCAUCUGGAUAGCAGGGUAAACAUCAUUCCGGUGAUUGCCAAAGCUGAUACACUUUCUAAAUGCGACUUGCAGAAGUUUAAGCUUAAACUCAUGAAUGAAUUGGUCUCCAAUGGGAUCCAGUUUUACCAAUUCCCAACAGACGAUGAAACUGUUGCUCAGCUUAAUUCUUCAAUGAAUGGACAUUUACCAUUUGCUGUUGUGGGGAGUACAGAGGAGGUCAAACUUGGGAAUAAGAUGGUGAAAGCUCGUCGGUAUCCCUGGGGCAUUGUACAAGUAGAAAAUGAAAAUCACUGUGACUUUGUAAAGCUCCGGGAAAUGCUUAUUUGCACAAAUAUGGAAGACCUGAGAGAACAAACCCAUAUUCGACACUAUGAAAAUUAUAGGCGUUGCAAACUGGAGGAAACCGGCUUUAAAGAGGUAUGUCCAGAGAAAAAGCCUCUAAGUGUUCUGGAGUCACAAGAAAUCAAAAGGUAUGAUUCCUUUUGUGAACUUCAAAGGAAAGAAGAGGAGAUGAAACAGUUGUUUGUCAAGCGAGUGAAAGAAAAAGAAGCUAUUUUGAAAGAAGCUGAGCGAGAGCUCCAGGCAAAAUUUGAACAUCUUAAAAGACUUCAUCAAGAAGAAAGAAUCAAACUUGAAGAAAGGAGAAGAAAUUUAGAAGAGGAAAUAAGUGCUCUUGGAAAACGGAAAGCUGCAUGUGAACUAAAAGCCAGCCUUUAAAUGCAUCUGGUACCGGUUUAAAGAAAAAACAAAAACUGCUAAGACCUCAACAUUAUGUAAUACAGAAGUUACAGAUUUAUGUAGCACAGAUGGUUACAUAAGCAAAAGUUAUUAAAUGUUUAGAAGUAUGA
Messenger RNA from Monodelphis domestica (gray short-tailed opossum), 2049 nucleotides. The record is from RefSeq and is a predicted model, not a curated record. Lineage: Eukaryota; Metazoa; Chordata; Mammalia; Didelphimorphia; Didelphidae.